AUGAUUGAUGCAGUACCGAUGUACUAUAAAGACAUUGAGGUCGGUACUAAGCAUCAGUAUCUUAGAUAUAAAAAACCAGGCGAUAAGUACGGAAAAUAUUAUGUUAAAUGCAAUGAACUAGUAAAGCGUCCUGACCGAACUAUAUGCCACUGUGCAAUGGAAGAAAUGCGUGAGGAUCAUUUCAAAAAAUGGAUCCAAAACAAACGGCACAUAUGCACACCAGGAGAAGUAGCAUCACAACAAACAAUCGAUCAAUACUAUCAAAACGUCCCAGCAACAGGGCUUACACCUAUAUCGUUAGGGGAUAUCUAUGAACAGCUUGCUACAUUUACUGGAAGAUUUAACUUGGCUCUGAAUACCUUCUCAAGCCCAGAGUUUACAAAGCUAGUUAAAACCAUUAUAAUGUAUACUGCAGACUCGAUGAUAUUGAAGUUCCCACAGUUACACAAUGUUAACAUCAAUGUUGAUAAACUAGCUUCUCAAAUAUACCAGCCUAUUUCAACUGACAAACUAAGGCAAACAAUGAUACAAAUUGCAAAUUCAAUCCAUGUUGCAAAAGUUGAUGAGUUUGCUAAGCUUGCCUGUACCUGUGUUGCCAUUGAUGAGGGGAAGACUCAGCAGUUUCACAAUCUGGACUUCUCCCUCACAAAUCCUCUGCAAAGCAAGCGGCCCUAUCCUGUUGAGUCAAUCCAAAUGAAUGGUGGAACAUCUGAAGAUUAUAUCCACUCGCUUACUCAAGGAUUUAACAGAAUCUUCAUUAGAGAUGUUAAGAUCAGCAGUGUAGUUUGCGAUGGCAAUAAAGCGCAAUUGAAAUGUUUUCAGAAAGGAUGGAAUCAAUCGUUCUACAACUCAAAUGACCCAAGGUUAUUCAAAAUCUUGUUUAUCCCGUGUUUAUGCCACAGGAUUCAUAAUUGUUAUCAAUAUAUGA
Molecule: messenger RNA, 928 nt
Organism: Trichomonas vaginalis G3
Lineage: Eukaryota; Parabasalia; Trichomonadida; Trichomonadidae
Exons: 1
Source: RefSeq, a predicted model, not a curated record